This is a messenger RNA of Amaranthus tricolor (Joseph's coat), 1730 nucleotides long. Its product is annotated as beta-ureidopropionase. Gene Ontology annotation, molecular function: beta-ureidopropionase activity. The record is from RefSeq and is a predicted model, not a curated record. Bases 251 to 1519 code for a protein of 422 amino acids. NCBI's taxonomy places the organism in Eukaryota, Viridiplantae, Streptophyta, Magnoliopsida, Caryophyllales, Amaranthaceae. The transcript is spliced from 6 exons.
AAUCAAAUUCAUAACUUUCAUAAGCAACCAAUUGAUGAACCAAAACAAUACCUUAGCAAAGAAAACAACCUCAAACAUGAAAAAAUGCCAAAAAGUCAUGAAAAACAAUCUCAACAACUAAAAGAUUCCAAUAAUGAUUCAAUAAAAUACUCCUAAAAAGCGUCAUAAUUCAUCUAAUCAUCUCAUGUCACUCUCAUCUUAAUCUCCCUUCCCAUUCAAGGAUCACAAAAAGAGGGAAAAAAAGAAGAAAAUGGCGGAGAUGGGUAAAACUGAGAAUGGAAAGAUAGAAGACAAACAAGAAAACUCAACAAAGGAUGUUUCUUCCACUUCUAAUGGUUCGAUUUGUGGGUUUGAAUCACUUCAUAGCCUACUUCAAUCCUCUCUUUCUCCCAAUGUUUUCCAGGAAGUCAGCAGAAUGCUUCUGGGGAUGAAUUGUGAAAGAUCACUUGAUGCAUUAGCACUUCCUACAGUUGCUACCAGUUUGUCCUCUGAUCAUGAUUUUGAUCUUCAGGCAUACUGCUUUCAAGCUCAAAAGGAGUCCUUAAGAGAGCCUCGGAUUGUGCGAGUGGGUCUUAUUCAGAAUUCUAUCGCCCUCCCCACAACAGAACCUUUUAUUGAACAAAGAAGGGCCAUCUUUCGGAAAUUGAAGCCCAUCAUAGAGGCUGCAGGUGCUUCAGGAGUCAAUAUUUUAUGCCUUCAGGAAGCAUGGACUAUGCCAUUUGCAUUUUGUACCAGAGAGAAGAGUUGGUGUGAAUUUGCAGAGCCUGUCGAUGGAGAGUCAACACAUUUUCUGCAAGAUCUUGCAAGGAAAUAUAACAUGGUCAUUGUAAGUCCCAUACUAGAGAGGGAUGUUGUACAUGGAGAGACCAUAUGGAACACCGCUGUUAUAAUUGGAAAUCGGGGCAACAUUAUUGGAAAGCACAGAAAGAACCAUAUUCCUAGAGUCGGAGACUUCAAUGAGAGCACGUAUUAUAUGGAAGGGAACACUGGACACCCUGUUUUCGAAACGGCAUUUGGAAAAAUUGCUGUUAAUAUUUGUUAUGGAAGGCAUCAUCCUUUGAAUUGGAUGGCUUUUGGCUUGAAUGGAGCUGAGAUUGUAUUUAACCCCUCCGCUACCGUCGGUGAACUCAGUGAACCUAUGUGGCCAAUCGAGGCACGUAAUGCUGCAAUAGCAAAUAGCUAUUAUGUUGGCUCAAUAAAUCGUGUUGGAACCGAAAGCUUCCCUAAUGCAUUCACCUCUGGAGAUGGAAAGCCACAGCAUAAUGAUUUUGGUCACUUCUAUGGUUCCAGUCAUUUUUCUGCACCAGAUGCUUCUUGUACUCCGUCCCUCUCUCGUUACAGAGAUGGUUUAAUGGUUGCAGACAUGGAUUUGAACCUCUGUAGACAGCUCAAAGAUAAGUGGGGAUUCAGAAUGACGGCAAGGUAUGAACUCUAUGCAGAGAUGCUCGCACGUUAUGUCACACCAGAUUUUCAGCCUCAGAUCGUCUCCGAUCCAUUGUUAGAUAAGAAAACCGCUUAAAUUUUCUUUAGUCUUUGAUGUACUUUCUCCAAUGUGGUUCGUACUUUGGUUUGAAAGUUUGUAAAUGUCAUAGAAGUAGUGUGAAUUUCUAAUUACUUACAUACGAUUAUAAGAGGGCCUUGUGAAAGGUCUCUCGAGUCUUGACUCGACUCGUGAUCAAACGUUGUUCACUUCAACUUUCUAUUUAAAGUUCAUCAUUGGCUCUGGAAAA